AUGAAAAAGACCAUCGGCUAUAUACUGGCCGGUAGUGUCACCACAUUAUACCCGUUCAUGAUUUACGUCAUAUUCGGCUUUCCCAUCGCCAUCGGCACAAUCACCGUACUAUUGAUAGCGUUGGGCACAGAUAUGAUGCCCGCCAUAGCGUUGGCUUACGAAAAGGCCGAGUCGGACAUUAUGAAACUGCACCCCCGGAACCCCCGCACCGAUGUGUUGGUCACCCGUUCACUGUUGUUGAGGUCGUAUUUUCAAGUCGGUGUUAUUAUGUCGAGCGCCGGCUUUCUGGGUUAUUUUGUGGCGUUUAUGCACCAUGGUUGGAAACCCUGGGACUUGUGGCAGUUGCGAGUCAAAUGGGACGACCCGGCCAACGAUGCCAUUUACGAUUCGUAUGGUACACCAUGGACUUACGAUGAGCGUCUUAAGGUGCAGACUGUGGCCCAGUCCUCGUACUUCAUAUGUAUAGUCGUGUGUCAAUGGAUGGAUUACCAUGUAUACAAUUUGAGAAAUGUACUCCAUGGCGUACAAGUGAAGGGCGGGCCCGAGCGUAUUAUUAAGCUGUGCUCCACUAUUGUGACGGCUGAGGGCCAGUCGGUGCCCAUGAAUGACCGCCAUUUGGCUGAGUUUGAGUCGGCCUAUAGGGAGUUGGGAUCGAUGGGCAAACGGGUGCUCGCGUUUUAUGAUACAAAGUUUACACAAUUUCCGGUCGAUCACAAAUUUCAGCUGAAUAAUUAG
Messenger RNA from Medioppia subpectinata, 735 nucleotides. NCBI's taxonomy places the organism in Eukaryota, Metazoa, Arthropoda, Arachnida, Sarcoptiformes, Oppiidae. The record is from the annotation of a GenBank genome assembly.